AUGAACAACAGGGUUCACAACGGUAAAGUUAGUUGUGGAGAGAACAACAGGGCGUCGGCCUUGCAAAGGACAGGGCCAGGUCAAAAUACAGACUUUUGCAUUUUUCACAAUAAUUUUUCAAGUUCAGUUUUGUCUGAUCGAAUGGGGUUUUGUGUUGUGUACUGUACAUGUACAUGGGAGGAAUGGAUAAAAUACAAUCCGAAAGAGAAAACGAAAGAGUUGUUGUGUGCAUGCACUGUUGCAAAGGAUAUGGACAUUAUGGUAUCGAUGCCUUAUAUGAUGCUACAGGAACCAGACCAGCUUUCUGUAUCAAUUUGGCAAAUCUUUGCUAGUACAGCCAAGCCAAUUAGAAUGAACAUGGUGGAUAACAGUCAUCACUAUUACGAAGAAAUACAUUCAAAGCAAAAAGUAAAACGUGAUGGAGAAACCAAGGCAGAGACGUUGAUUCUCAACGCGGCAUAUAAUUUUAAUCACGCCAUUUAUAUCUAA
This is a messenger RNA of Lobosporangium transversale, 489 nucleotides long. RefSeq lists its product as hypothetical. NCBI's taxonomy places the organism in Eukaryota, Fungi, Mortierellomycota, Mortierellomycetes, Mortierellales, Mortierellaceae. The record is from RefSeq and is a predicted model, not a curated record. Bases 1 to 489 code for a protein of 162 amino acids. The transcript is spliced from 5 exons.